AGAUCUUGAGGUAUGACAAAUGUAAACAAUCGAAUUUUAAUAAUUUAUGAAAAUAGGAAACAUUUUUAAUACUAUAUUUUUUUUAUCUAGCUCUGAAUACUCCAUAUCUGCUUUGAUUAAUAAUUUAAUUAGUGAUGUGUAGCUGUAAUCUAUUGUGUAGUCAAAUUUUAGCUGCUUUUAUGUCAACAUUAAUUUUAUUUCGCAAUAAUUGAUAAUUUACUAACUUUUCCUUUUAGGAACAAAGAUUUUUUAUAUUCUUAUUGUCACGCUUGACGGCUCUUUUGCAGUUGACGGGAAUAUAAUUGCUUUGGCAACUUUUUUUCAAAAUCUUUCUUUUACUAGACUCAAUUUAAAGAACAUCUAAAAUGAUUAACGUCCAUGGCUUACGUAGAAAUGUUAAGAAUGUAGUAAAGAAUUAUUCAGACGCUCAAGUAAAAGUGCGUGAAGCAACUUCUAAUGACCCUUGGGGACCGUCUGGCACUCUGAUGAGUGAAAUUGCCGACCUCACCUACAAUGUUGUGGCAUUUUCAGAAAUAAUGCAGGUCAUUUGGAAGCGAUUGAAUGAUCAUGGGAAGAACUGGAAACAUGUUUACAAGGCACUCGUUCUGCUGGAAUACCUGAUCAAGACAGGUUCGGAAAAGGUGACCCAACAGUGUAAGGAGAAUAUCUUUGCGAUUCAGACCCUAAAAGAUUUCCAGUACUUUGAGGAGAGUAAAGACCAGGGCAUCAAUGUUCGUGAAAAAGCAAAACAGCUGGUUGCCCUCCUGAAAGAUGAGGAGAGACUGAAGAAUGAAAGGGCUAGAGCUCUCAAAGCUCGGGAAAGAUUUGCGCGGUCUACUUCGUAUGUCAAACAACAAGACACCACUGUUCCAAAGCAAUUUGGGUCAUCUGACUUCAGUCAAGGUUCUUACGACGAGGACAUGCUCUCUCCUGGAGCUCUUUCCUUGUCUGAGCUCGAACACGCUCGUCCACAGACGGCAGGGGAAGAGGAAUUGCAGCUGCAGUUGGCUUUGGCGAUGAGCAAAGAGGAGGCGGAUCAGGCAGAGCGCAUCAAGAGGAAUGAUGACCUCAGGCUCCAGAUGGCUCUCUCUGAGAGUGAAGAGGAAUUUAAGAAGAAAGUGGAUACUCCGAACGAGAAGCAAUCGCAGCUGCAACAGUCUUCGUCUGCCAUGGAGGACUUGUUGGGGCUCAACUUGAACACGAAUCCUAACAGCAACUCACCCACGCCAUUGCUCGAUCCUUGGGGAUUGCCCAUUACCACCUCUAAAAAUACAGCUGAUCUCAACGUUUGGGAUUCUCCAGAUUCAUUACCUGAGAAAAAUCACAAUAUUGUGAAAAAUGAUCCAUGGAGUCCAUCUUUAGAAAAUACAAAUGGCAGUAUGAAUUCAAAUGAAGAUUUUACUGCAUUGCAAGAAAAUAUUAGCUCCUUUGAUAUGAUGAACAUGAGAAAGUCGAUAUCUGCCGAUGUGUCAUCAUCAUCCAAAGACGGUGUUAGAUCUUUAGAUGCUUUCUUAAGUGGUACUGAAUCUACACUAAUCAAUUUCGAUCCUUCGGCUCCUCGUUCUAGAACACUUGGCAAUCCUUUCCAGGCUGCUAGGCCUGCCCCUAUGACUAUAAAUGAAAUCAGGGCACAGAACACAGCCUUUCCGUUACCAUCCGAGAGCAGCACUCUGCCAACUUCCGCCAGCAUGCCUUUACAGAGUGCACUCUUUGCCACAAAUGCUCCACCACCAGUCAGUCAGAAUCCUUUUAUGUAAACUAGACUAGUCGCACCCUUGCGAAAGCUCGGUUUUGAAAGCUUUUAUUGAAAGUACACAAAUUUGAAAUAAAAAAGAACUUUAUUAGUGCAAAUUAAAAAGAAUAAUAUCACAAGUUUAGUUGUUUUAUUAGAUUAUAUUUAUGUAUAACUUAAUAGUAAUUAUAUAUGGGGCCUGGGGUUCCAAUUGCAAGGAUGAAAGCACUUACUAGCCGAUGUUUUCAAAUGGAAUUGUUUAGUUAGAAUACCUCACCAACACUAAAUUGUUACAAACUAUUUUGUUAUUGGUUUACACAAUAUAAAGUUGCAUUGAAUUUA
Molecule: messenger RNA, 2074 nt
Organism: Parasteatoda tepidariorum (common house spider)
Lineage: Eukaryota; Metazoa; Arthropoda; Arachnida; Araneae; Theridiidae
Product: epsin-2
Biological process (GO): endocytosis
Cellular component (GO): clathrin vesicle coat; plasma membrane; endosome
Molecular function (GO): clathrin binding; phospholipid binding
Source: RefSeq, a predicted model, not a curated record